CCGAGCGGUUGCCUUUCUCCGCUGCUGUUGUGUUGUGUGUGUAAGAGUGCGCGCGAGUGUGUGGCAGUUCCUCUUGCCAGGAUCCACCGUUAUUUUGUGCAGUGAAAACAAUUGCAAGUGUGCAAGGGCAAUCCGUUUCUAGAUCACAACUAAUCACGCUGCCCUCGCUCGAAAAUCGGAAAUUUGAAAUCACAAGUCAUACUCCUUCGCGUGGACCGAGGUUCGCUCGUAACGCAAACGAAAACGAAACCGAAAACGACGAAAAAACGCGAUGCGAAUUAAAGCUUUGCGUGGCAAAAUGCGCUAACCGAAGCAACAAAACAAACCAACCAUCCUAAAAAAAAAUUAUAUAUAUAUGUAAAAAGCAGCACGUGAAGAAAGAAAAAUCCCGAAAAGCUGAAGAAAAUUGCGUAGAAAAUAAAUAAUAGAAAAGCAGGGGAAAUGCGAAUUUCGUUGGCCGAAAAAUAAAAACGAUUAUCAUCCAAACGAGUGUGAGUGAGUGAGAGUGAGUGUGUGUGCGGGGGCUAGCCCUAUAAAUAACACUGGGUCUGGCCGAACGCUAAUUACGGCAAAACAUGAAAAUCUUGGCGAAAACCGCAGCAACAACAAGUGAAGCCAAGGCGGCAAUUAAUCAAUUUUCCGCUUGACCCAUAAGGAAGUUUCCAUAUCAUAAUUAAAAGAAAACCCAGAAAACGAAGGAUAAAUCGCACGAAAGUAAGAGUAAAAGGUCAACCCAACGACACAUAUGGCAUAUCCUUGAGUUACACAAAAAUAAUAAAAAAAAUCCAUAAAAACAAGAAAUAUUAUAGCACACGUAUUAAAUCAAAAAUAUUGGCUCGGAAAGGACUGUGAAAGUUUCCAUAUCAACAUUAAACACAAGACACAUCAACUAUUAAAUCAGAAACUCAAAGAUAAAAACAAAAUUGCAUAAAAAAGUUACAAGAACAAACCCAUGAAAUUCUGUGAAAAUUAUUUAACUCAUCAUAUCAUAAACAGUAUAACUGAAGCACCCAUGAUAUUGCUAGUGGAAAACCAACGCUGGGCUUUAGCCUAGAACGCUCAACUAGAAGACUUGAACAGAAAGCCAGGAAAAUGCAUAUCAGGGGAGUAGCUUUCCUGAUCCUCGGCCUGCUGCCUGGACUAAUCCUGGGGAAUCGCUACAAUCAGCUGCACCUGUACGCGAAUGGAGGAGCAGGUGGUUCCCCCUCAUCGUCGAGCCCCGGGAGCUAUAGGUCCUCCCCCUCGUCCCAGAACGAAGUCUACUCCAUAGCGGAUAGCCAGCCGAUGACGGAGGACGGCUACAUGCCCUCCAGUCAGCACUUUCCACCCGCCCACUCCGACCUGGAUCCGCCCGCCCAACAGCAGAGCACCUGCCAAACGGUGUGCGCCUGCAAGUGGAAGGGCGGCAAGCAAACCGUGGAGUGCAUCGAUCGACACCUGAUCCAGAUACCCGAGCACAUCGAUCCCAACACCCAGGUGCUGGACAUGUCCGGGAACAAGCUGCAGACCCUGUCCAACGAGCAGUUCAUACGGGCCAAUCUGCUGAACCUGCAGAAGCUGUAUCUGCGGAACUGCAAGAUUGGCGAGAUCGAGAGGGAGACCUUCAAGGGGCUGACCAACCUGGUGGAGCUGGAUCUCUCGCACAACCUCCUGGUGACGGUGCCCAGCCUGGCCUUGGGCUACAUUUCCUCCCUGCGAGAACUCACCCUGGCCUCCAAUCACAUACACAAAAUCGAGAGCCAGGCCUUCGGAAACACACCCUCGCUGCACAAAUUGGAUCUCUCGCACUGCGAUAUUCAGACCAUCUCGGCUCAGGCCUUCGGUGGCCUCCAAGGACUGACGCUGCUCCGGCUGAAUGGGAAUAAGUUGAGCGAGCUGCUGCCCAAGACCAUUGAGACCUUGAGUCGGCUACAUGGCAUCGAACUGCACGACAAUCCCUGGCUCUGCGACUGCCGGUUGAGGGACACGAAACUUUGGCUGAUGCAACGGAAUAUCCCCUAUCCCGUCGCGCCUGUUUGCUCGGGAGGACCCGAAAGGAUUAUCGAUCGCAGCUUCGCGGAUCUCCAUGUGGACGAGUUCGCCUGCCGACCAGAGAUGCUGCCCAUUUCCCACUACGUGGAGACCGCCAUGGGGGAGAAUGCAUCGAUCACUUGCCGGGCGAGAGCGGUUCCCGCAGCGAACAUCAAUUGGUACUGGAACGGACGGCUUCUGGCAAACAACUCAGCCUUCACCGCCUACCAAAGGAUCCACAUGUUCGAGCAGGUGGAAGGCGGAUUCGAGAAGAGAUCCAAGCUGGUGCUGACCAACGCCCAGGAGACGGACUCCAGCGAGUUCUACUGCGUGGCCGAGAACCGGGCGGGCAUGGCCGAGGCCAACUUCACCCUGCACGUGAGCAUGAGGGCCGCGGGAAUGGCCUCCCUGGGAAGUGGCCAGAUCGUGGGCCUGAGUGCCGCCCUGGUGGCUCUGAUCGUCUUCGCCCUCGGGGUGGCCAUGUGCCUGCUGCUGCGGGUCAAGCGGCAGCCGUAUGUGGACAGCAAGACGCCCAAUCACAUGGAGGUGAUAACGUCGGUCAACCACCAGAACUCCAUUACGAACAAGACCCAGCCGGCCACGGGGAAUGGCAGCAUAGGAGGCGUGGUCAUUGCCAAUGGAGCGGUGGCCAACAUAAUCGACGGCGGAGUGGUGCAGGGCGGCACUCUGGAGCGGAAGAGCAGCGGUCGGGGAGUGCAGUCCCAUGCAGGACACGACCAGCGCAGUGCGAAUCCCGUGCAGAAGCCGCCGAGGCUGACGGAUCUGCCGUACUCCACGCAGGGCUAUGACAACAACGGCAGUGUCCUGUCGACUGCCUCCUGUUUCAUAUCCCCCACUGGAUCCACCGGAAACGGGGGCAACAACCCGGAUCUCAUCAACGACACCAAGCGAUUCGGAAGCGACGAGUUUGCCGAUCUCAAGAUCCCGCCCAUCAGUGGAGUUGGAGUGGGCGGCAGUGGGGAGUACAGUCGGGCCAAUGGCUGCGACUCCCUGUACCCCUCGGGACUCUGGGAGCACGGUGCUCCGGUGGGCGCCACCUCCGCGGAUGACCUCUUCAUGAAGCGCUACACGGACAAGACACCCAUCAUAGACUCCGCUCAUCUCUAUGACUUGCAUCAGCGAACGGCGACCACGGACUUCAACAAGACCUUCCCAAGGUCGCACCUGCAGCAGGGACUGAUGGGUGGCAAUGGCACUUCUGGAGGCGGAGGAGGAGGAACCUCCACAGCCUCGACGGUGACCACCAAUCUGUCGGGCGGCUCUUCGUCGGGCUACCCCAACGACUACGGCCUGCCCUUGGUGCCGGGGGCGGAGCACCAGCACAACCACCAGCUGCAGAUGCACCCCCUGCAGCAGCUCCAGCAGCAGCUGACCUCCACGCUGAACCACCAGAAGAGGGAGGGCAGCUCCACCGGCAGCAGUCCGCACUUCAGCAGCCGCACCCUGCCACGCCUGCACGAGGGGAGUGGCAGUGGCAGUGGCAGCUCCCGCGCCUCGCCCACGCCGGCGGUCAGCCACGCCCAGGCGAGCACCGGCGCCUCCAGUUCCUGCUCCAUCCUGCCCAACGGGCAGCCCAUCAACGCCAAGACGAUACGGGUGUGGCAGAAGGGAGGCGUGCCCGUCCUGCCGCCAGUUACGGCCCUGAAAAGGGCCCUGAUCAGCAGCAGCCGCAACUCGCCGGACGAGGGAUACCAGGAAGGAUGCGGCACGGAUGUGUAAGCCCGCGGAGGAAGGAAACGGAAUGGAAAGGAAAGGAAAGGAAACCAAACCAAGAACUGACUAAACUUAACACAGCAAAUAAGAUGUAACGACGGAGGGGGGAGGUAGCUCUUUUUAGGUUAACACUCAUAGAUAGCUCCGAGGUCCUAGGCGAGCAGCGAUUAUUGUGCAAGCGAACUGUUUGUGAUAGUGUCUGACAAAAAAGAUAAUGCGAAUGAAGAUAAUAAUUGCCCAAAGCAAAGAGAAAGCUAAAACGAAAUCAACUGCACUACACUAAAGUACACUCUCCUUGGCAAGUAACUCAACUAACUAAACUAAACUAAAUGUAAACGUAAACGUAAACUAAACUAAACUAAGAAAUGUACAGCAAACUUUCUUUAAAUACCAUGGCAAACUCUCAACUCCCCGCAUAACGUUAAAAAUAAUCCAAAAACAUACAUACAAGUGUAUGGAAAAGCAACCAUGUGAAUGUAACUAAAUCUAUGUAUAAAUAUAUAUAUAUAAAUAUAUGUAUGUGACUAUGUGUGUGCAUGAGUGUGUGUAAUUUCUUCGUUGUUCGGUCAAAAAUAAGUAAAUGGAACCUAAAACCAACAAAUCCUUCCUUCAAGAGUUAUAAUCAUAAAUCAGAGAAAAAACCAAACUUAUGGCUCAACAUUUGUAAAUUAUGCAUUUAGAUAUGUAGUAUAUGGUAAACAAACAGAAAAAUUAUAUAUAGAUCUUUGUAACUGGAUAUUUUACAUAGCCCAAAGACAAGAAAAACAACUCUGGAUCCGACUAUUGUUAAAAUCAUUCUAUUUCCCGUAGAUGCUGUGAAAUAAUGUUAAACUAAAGCAGACAUUUAUAGUUAGUCUUUCCUCAAUUUUGAUUUAACGAUAUAUAUUUUUAAUGGUUUAUUCCAUUUUUAAUUCAUUUAAAAGCUAAAACAGAAGUCAAGAAAAAAGUAAUCGCAAAGAAUCUCUAAAUGUUAAAACUUUUUUUCACAAACUAGACGUGGCUUAUCCAGCGGUUUAAAAAAAGAGAGAACAUAAUAUUUGAAAUAUGAUUCUUUUCAAUUAUAGUUUUAUUAUUGGUCUUAUGUUUAACAUCACCGUGUUACACUAAAAAUGUCCAUUAAUUGAAGAAUAUUUUUAUACAAAAUUUUACUGAGCUAAGUACUUAUUUUUUGGCCUUUAAAUUUUUCUUUCCAGCCAUUUUACAGAUUUCUCUUAGCGGAGUUAUUAAAAGAAAAGUGACCCUUCCUUAUUUCCCAAAUAUUAAAAAAAACGUUUAAAAUUUGUAAAUUGUAAACACCUUUUUUUUAAAUCGGUGACUGCUCUCUGUUAGAAAAAUAUUCUUCAAUUAAUGUAAAAUAAUAAAGGUUACUUAUUAUUUCACUGUUUAUUUAAGUCUAAUUUUUAAUCCAUUUCUAACAACAGAAGCUUUAUAUAAAUAGACCUGAAGUGCAUUUUCAGAGAAUGAAUUUUAACGCAAUUCGACCAUAAACAAAUGUUCUCGUAAGCAAAUUAAGACAGUUUACCCAAAAAUUCCUGAAUAAAUAUUGAUUUACUGCUAUCCAAAAAUUUUAUAUAAAUUUGAAAAAACAAUAUCAAAUGUUUCUAAAUUUCCCAAUAAAUUUAAAAGAAAGCAAUCUUGAAAGGAAAAAGGAAAUUAAACAAAAUAAAGCCUGUCGGCAGGCGAAAAACAAACAUAAAAAACCAAUCGAAGGAAAUUCAAAGUAAAGACAGAGGGAAAAUAUUCGUCAAAUGCAUACGUAAAUAAGCAUAUGUAAAUUGUACUGAAAGUGCACACACACACACUCGAAACACAUCACAGGCAAACACACACUCACACAUACACAUAGGCGUACACGUGUACAUGUAGAUUUAUGUCAGUUUGUCCUUGUAACGAUUUAAAGCGUAUCCACAAGAUAUUAAUUGCCCGUAUGUGCUAAGACCUAGAAUUUAAGGAGACAACAAAAACAAAAACCAGAAGAAAAACAAACAAAAUAAUAUUUUUAAGGUAAACCAAAGACUUUUUUCUUUGCCUCUAAAUGAGCGCAGGAGUCUUCAAAGGACUCCCGACAAACAGUAAGCACACACACAAUCACACACACACAAAUACAAAACACACACACACACACAACCGAAAGUAAUCUUAAACGAGAAAAAAAGAGCAAGAAAAAACCAUAGCAUUUAAGUUGAACUUAUGUAUUAUGUAUUGUAUAAUAUAAACCUACGUAUAGUAUAUAGUCUAUAGAUGUGUACACUUAUCAACAGAGCGGCAUAGCUAACAAGCGAGGGAAAGGGAAAUUGAGAGGGAGAGAUGGGAGAAAGUCGAGGGGGUGAAGAGGGGAGUAGAGAGCCCGCAGACAAAAGGCGGCAUUGAAUGCAUGAAAGCAACUGAAUGAACAACAAAGCAAAAAGGAAAUAUAUAUAACAUUAUAUAUAUCUAUAUAUAAACGAAAAACAUAAA
This is a messenger RNA of Drosophila rhopaloa, 6201 nucleotides long. RefSeq lists its product as uncharacterized. The record is from RefSeq and is a predicted model, not a curated record. Gene Ontology annotation, molecular function: protein binding. Bases 1093 to 3750 code for a protein of 885 amino acids. Lineage: Eukaryota; Metazoa; Arthropoda; Insecta; Diptera; Drosophilidae. The transcript has a single exon.